Molecule: messenger RNA, 819 nt
Organism: Pelobates cultripes (western spadefoot toad)
Lineage: Eukaryota; Metazoa; Chordata; Amphibia; Anura; Pelobatidae
Source: the annotation of a GenBank genome assembly
AUGAAUAGGGUGUCUGGAUCUGUCAUUUCUUGUCUCCUGAUAACGGGGAUUACAUUAAAUGUUAACGCUGCAAACCUAGCAGAACCGAACGCCAAUGUAAGUCUAUCUUAUUACAGCUUGCAACACAACAACACAAUAACAAAAUCGUGUCAGUGCGGCCUUUAUGGACUAAAUUCGCCAGUGCUUUAUGCUCAAGGGUUCGUGGGUGUCCCUGUAUCCCCGAAUCCUCAAGCCUGCAAUGAGAACACACAUUUUUCCAUAACAACGGAACCUUGGAUUGCCCUUAUAGAAAGAGGGAACUGUACUUUUUCAGAAAAAAUCCUGGUGGCAGCUAAGAAAGGUGCUGCCGCUGUUGUCAUAUACAAUGCUCCCACAAAUAAUGGCAAUCAAACUAUUCCGAUGGUACACUACGGUAAGUGCUUAUUAACUAUUCGAAAACUGCUAUUUUUCUGUCUGCUUUGUGAUGCCACUGCUAUUUCGUGUCGCUGUAAUGACACAUUACGUGUCGUGUUGCUAUUGUUCUCUGUAAACUGUUUUUUUUUUUUGCUAACUGCGAAAGGCGGCCCUGUGUGACCUGGAAUCUUUGUGCGUCUUUGUAUGGUUUGCAAAUGCAAAUGAACUCCUUAGAUAUCUGACGCUGACAUGUGCUUAUUAAAAACAUUUAAUUCUAGUUGUGAAAGAAGCACAGAGCUGACAGCUUAAAUAAGUAAAUGUAGCAAUUGUUUAAAAAAUAAAAUGUCUUCGUCAACAGGCAGAGAAAGUAUUGGUGGCCAGCAGACUACAUUAUCCUGUGUAUCCAUUAAAUGUGUGCAUAGAUAG